AUGAAAAUUAAAGACAGAUACGGAGAAGAUGGAAAUUUGAGUGAUAUGAACACUUUCAGUAUUUCAGACAAGAUUGGGUUUGCCUCAGCUGCUACCACAACCUUUCAGAUAAGUGAGCCUCGAAGCCAAAGAAAGCCAUCCACAUGCUGUGCUCGGUCGGCCCUUGCUGUCUACCUGCUGCUGCUGACGGCUGGCCAGGGGCUGCUGGUGUACAAAGUGUUCAAGAUGCAGAGAGAGAUACUGAAAUUUCAAGAGCAAAAUACCUCCUACACAGAAGAGAUUCUGGAAAGCUCCUUUGCCAACAAACAGUUUUUGGAGAGAAACUCUACAGAGAAGCACAUGGGACAUGAAGAAAACUGGAGGAGAAUCUUAGAAAAAGAAAUCACCAUAAUCAAAAACAGCAAUGCAGACCUGAUGAUGAUGAUGAACAACAUUACCUUGGUUGCAGGGCCUCCUGGACCCAAAGGAGAUCCUGGUCCACCAGGGCUACAGGGACCACCAGGGACAAAGGGAGACCAAGGAAUCCAAGGCUUACACGGAUUGCAGGGUGAGAAGGGGAGUAAAGGCGAUCCUGGUCCUGCCGGCCCAAGUGGUGAACCAGGAGUGAGGGGAGAAAAAGGAGAGAUGGGGCUUGCAGGUCACCAAGGACAGAAAGGCGAAACAGGCGAGAAAGGAGACCCUGGGCCCCGUGGACCCAUGGGUCCUCAGGGACAGCAGGGAGUUCCAGGACUGCCGGGUUUCAAUGGUAACAUGGGGGAGCCUGGACGUCCUGGGCAGAAAGGAGAGGCAGGUGUCACCGGACAACGUGGACCUGUGGGAACUCCUGGCCUCGAAGGCAGACCUGGUCCAAAAGGGGAGAAGGGGGACCAGGGGCCCAGUGGUAGUCCAGGAAUACCAGGCAUCGCAGGACCUAGAGGUGAAAAGGGAGACACAGGAGGAACAGGUCUUCCAGGGCAAAAGGGAACAAAAGGAGAUCAGGGCCCACCAGGCACCCCAGGCCAAACUGGUGAAAAAGGAAGCAAGGGUGAUUAUGGCAGUCGUGGUCAAAAAGGUGACCCAGGAGUAAAAGGAGCCAAGGGAGACCGUGGAUUCCCUGGUUCCCCAGGAACACCAGGGAGCAAAGGUGAAAAGGGAGAAGGAAACUUCAAUCUUUUUGUACGCAUCGCGGAAGGGGGCAGGAGGGGCCGCGUGGAAAUCUUUCACCAAGGGUCCUGGGGAACCAUAUGUGACGACGGCUGGAGCACCCAAGACGCCACUGUGGUUUGCCGAAUGCUGGGAUACAACCGUGCGGUCUCCGCUUUCACAGCUUCAGCCGGCACUGGAAAGAUUUGGCUUGAUGAUGUGGCUUGCGCUGGGAGUGAAACUUCAAUUUUUGACUGUCCAAAGCCGGACUGGGGGGUGAACAACUGCUCCCACAAUGAGGAUGCCGGGGUGGAGUGCGUUUGA
This is a messenger RNA of Pterocles gutturalis (yellow-throated sandgrouse), 1446 nucleotides long. RefSeq names its product macrophage receptor with collagenous structure (gene MARCO). The record is from RefSeq and is a predicted model, not a curated record. The transcript is spliced from 15 exons. NCBI's taxonomy places the organism in Eukaryota, Metazoa, Chordata, Aves, Pterocliformes, Pteroclidae. Gene Ontology annotation, cellular component: membrane. The coding region runs from base 1 to 1446 and encodes 481 amino acids.